This is a messenger RNA of Ectocarpus siliculosus, 1485 nucleotides long. NCBI's taxonomy places the organism in Eukaryota, Phaeophyceae, Ectocarpales, Ectocarpaceae. The record is from the annotation of a GenBank genome assembly.
AUGCGAGAAGUCAACCACUUCCUGUUGGAGCUCAAGAACGGUAGCGAGAGCCGUGGCGAAGGAGUCAUCUGUGAGAUUCCCCAUUCGGCGCCGGCAAACGAAGUACGCGCGGGAUCCGGCUUAGGUCCAUCGUCCGCGGAGAACACCGGCUUGGACCCCUUGCAGAGUGCAUCCCCGGAUACGAAGGGUGGUCGCCAACUCCUGCUCGACGCGGCUCUUGAGGCGAUGAAGGUUGCCGAGGACCCUUCUACGAAAGGCGACAGAGUGCUCAUGGCGAGAAGCUUCCACACGGCCACGGUGUACCUAGAGGUCUUGAGCUCGUUCAACGCUCUCGGUCCAGAACACGAGCGGCAGCUCCAGUACACCAAGUGGCGCACGUACCAGUGCUCUCACCUGCUGGAGAACAUCAAGCACGAGUUCCUAGAGACGGAGGGCAGGGUGGACGACCACUACUUCUUGGAAAAGGACAAGGAGCUUGGGCGGGGCACUUACGGGAGGGUGAUCCAAGCGACACAUAGAGGAACGGGCCGCCAGUACGCUUGCAAGGUGGUGCACGUUACCCGCAUGGAGCCCCGUCAGGUUUCGAAGCUCUUCUCCGAGGUGUCGGUGUUACGCGAGCUCGAUCAUCCGCACAUCGUGCGAAUGCGCCAAGUUUUCUACUCCAAGCGGCACAUCUACAUGAUCAUGGACCUUGCCACGGGAGGCGAACUAUUCCACCUCGUCACCAAGAACCCAGGAGACUGCGCCACGGAGCCGGAGAUCAGGAGAAUGCUCACCAAUAUGCUCAGCGCCGUGGGCUACAUGCACCGCCACGGCAUCGUCCAUCGCGACCUGAAGCUGGAGAACUGGCUGAUGCAGACGCCGGGGGACACGACCGCCGUCAAGCUGAUCGACUUCGGCCUCUCCAAGCACUUCACGCUGGACCAGAACAUGCAGCAAGCGGUGGGGUCCACGUACUACGUCGCCCCAGAGGUCUUGCAAGGCUCUUACGGUCCUAAGUGCGACAUGUGGAGCAUGGGUGUGAUCGCGUACAUGAUGGUCUCCGGUGCGCCGCCUUUCUGGGGAAACGGCGAUGCGCAGGUCCGCGCGAAGAUCGUGUGCGGGGAGUACGACAUGCCCGAUGUGUUGUUCCAGCACAUCUCUUCCGACGCGAAAGACUUCAUCACCAAGCUCCUCGUGGUGGACCCGAAGGAGCGGCUGAGCGCCGAGCAGGCUCUCGCGCACCCUUGGCUUCGCCGGCCUUCAAGCUCCUUAGCAGACGUGGGCACGGCUAAGCGAGGCAGCCCUCCACGGCGCCUGUUCGCUGGGUGCACCUCGGUAUACGUGGGGGGGUAUGUGGGCGCCGAAGCACCGUGCGUCCUUGGGCCUUUCGGAGGUCCGUCUAGUACAGUUGUUGAGUCCGUGUCCGCCGGGCAGCACAGCCGACGUGCACUAACUGCCCCCCGCUCGCCCGCCCGUUGUGUGCUCAUUGUCACCACGGGGUGA